Rhineura floridana is the source of this 5625-nucleotide messenger RNA. It is a transcript of the gene ANKRD34A, whose product is annotated as ankyrin repeat domain 34A. Gene Ontology annotation, molecular function: protein binding. Bases 403 to 1983 code for a protein of 526 amino acids. The transcript has 3 exons. The record is from RefSeq and is a predicted model, not a curated record. NCBI's taxonomy places the organism in Eukaryota, Metazoa, Chordata, Lepidosauria, Squamata, Rhineuridae.
GUGAAGGGGGAGGGCGCGAAGCUGGUCCUUUUCUGCGCUCCUUCAGGGCCGGCGGAGCGUUGGCUCCGUGGAGGGCGCUUCCGCAGCGCAAGUCCUUCUUGCAGGGCGUGUUUUAGAAGGGAGCGAGUAAUCGGACGCAUGCCUGCGACUCAGGAGGGAGGCCCGCUGAAAUCCGUGGGGCUUACUCCCAGAGUACUGGUCCCAGGAUAUGUCUGGAAUGUACGUGAGACCAACACCUUGGUGAACCUAAGCAGGUCUGGGCCCUGUCGCUGCCGGGAUGGGCGACCGUUUGCCUGGGGAGCAGAUGGAUUUUGUCUUGGCUUCCUGGAUGGAACAAAGGUUGCAGCGUCCUCUGAAAUGCCCAGCUCCUCUUCCGCCUCCACCUCAUGACCUUGCCCUCCCAUGCCAGCUGAGCCGUCCACGGCAGCCAUGGUCCACCCUGAGGGCAAUGCCCUGCUGAAGGCUGUGUGGCAGGGGAAAUUCCGCCUCACCCGCCUGCUGCUGGAGGGUGGAGCCUACAUUAAUGAGGGCAACACCCAGGGGGAGACCCCCCUCAUUGCGGCCUGCAUCGCCCCCUACGAGGACCCCCAAAACAAGCCCCGCAUGGUGAGGUAUCUCCUGGAGAAUGGGGCUGACCCAAACAUUCCUGACAAGACGGGGAGGUCUGCUCUGAUGCACGCCUGCGCCGAUGGAGCUGGCGCUGAGGUGGCCACCAUCUUGCUGGCCCAUGGGGCGGAUCCCAGUGCCAAGGACUACUCUGGGUCAUCGGCUCUGGUUUACGCCAUCAAUAAGGGCGACCGGGAGACCUUGCAAGUGCUCCUGGAUGCUUGCAAGGCCAAAGGGAAGGAGGUCAUCAUUAUCACCACAGAUACGUCCCCCUUAGGGACCAAGAAGACCAAACAGUACCUGAAUUCACCACCAUCGCCGAGUAUAGAGGAUAAGCAUCCGCCUGCUUUGUGUAUGUCACCCUCAGACAUUGAGGUGAGGACCUCCCAGUCCCCCGGGAGCAGUGAGAAGGAAGAGGAGCGUGACGUUUUCAACUUCACCAUGGCCACUCGGCUCAGCUGUUCCCCUCUCCCACACAGCAAAGGGAAGGAAGCCAAGGAACAAACCCUGGCCCUGCCGCCCAAAGGCCGCCCCAAGCAGCUAAAGAGGUUGAACUCGGAACCGUGGGGCCUAGUGGCACCCUCCAUCUUGGCCGCUUCCCACCAGGAAAAGGCCCGGACCCUGGAGGAGAGAGUGGUGGCUGAGAUGAAUGGCUUGAGCCUCUCUAAGAGGCCUCCAUUGUCACGGAGACACAGCAUGGAAGGCCAGGAGUCGUCCUGCCUCAAAAUGGCUGCCCACCAGACAUCGGGAGAAGAGCUGUCCAGCCUGGAAGCAGCGUGGGCAGAGAAAGUCCAUUUUAGCCACCUCCACCAGACUCUUGCCCGACACAACACAGCUCCGGAAGCCCAAGAAGGCAGCCCAAGUCCUGGCCCGCGGGUUCUGGUCCACCCAAAGCUCAACUGCGUGGACCACUAUGAAUCCGAGUCCCUCUGCCCCGAGUCCAUCCCCGGGUCACCAGAUUUGGGCCGUGUUUCUGUGGAGAGGAGGAAGUACAAUGCCUCCCCGUUGACCCUGCUGGCUAGUUCGUCCCGGGAGAGUUUGGAAAGCAUCCCCAGUGCCGCCUCCCCCAUCUCCAUACGCCGUAGGACCCCAGGCCUCCUUGAGAGGAGGGGCUCCGGGACGCUGCUGCUGGACCACAUUGCCCACACCCGCCCUGGCUUCCUGCCCCCACUCCCUUUCAACCCCCACCCUCCCCUCCGCGACAUCCGAGCCAAUGGCAAGCCCUCCUCGCCUGCCCACAAGGGGCUGAUCCCCGUGGCUCCCACUUCCCCCAAGGCUAAGAGGCUGCUACGCAGGCACUCCAUGCAGACGGAGCAGAUGAAGCAGCUCGCCAGUUUUCAGAGCCUGAUCACCCAAGGGGACUCGGUGGCCAGUUAAACAAGGCGGAAUUGGAAAAGGGCAACCCAGAGCAUUCUUGGCUCCGCCUGAUUGGGACUCAUUUGCUCUUUCUGCUGGCCUCUGAGCCCAUAAUGUCUUCUUCGUAGCUGGGUUCCUGUGUCUUCCUCCCCCCUCCUCAUUUUGGUGUUCCACGUCGUAACCACCAUCUUUAUAAUCGUAGCUGAACUUGACUUUUCGUUGCAGUCAACACGACAAGGCCAGAGGGAAAGGAAGGGAUCUUUAAAGUGAAGUCGCUGAGGGUGAGUGGCGAUUCAGGAGAACUGCCCUUCCGCUGCAACUCCCGGUGGCAAAUUCACACGGCAUUUCCUUUCGAAGGGGAAGACUGAGGAGAAGGUUGGCUCGUUUGACUAGCCCACCAAAAUCUUGGCCAGGCAUAUGGGAGACUAUCGGUGCCCUUUGCCUGCUGCCACCAUGAGUCACCCAGAGCUUGGAAAAGUUACUUUUUUUGAACUACAACUCCCAUCAGCCCCAGGCAGCGUGGCCACUGGAUUGGGCUGACGGGAGUUGUAGUUCACAAAAGUAACUUUCCCAAGCUCUGCACUACAGGCAAGACCCAGGAACUGAGGUGGCCUGGGCAGAAGACAACUCAGUGGAGGUUGUUGCACAGCGUGGUGGCACCGUGCGGUGAACUCCAGCACAACUGAACUGACUGAGAUGAGAUCCAAAUGGUGAAUUCAUGUCUGUAAAAGAAAUGUCUUGUGGAUUGGUGUCUGCUUAGAGGUUCCCAUCCUCAGCCAGUAGGGACCACCCCUUGUAGAAAAGAGGACUUUGAGCUACGUCUUCUCUGCCUGGGUCACCCCCAUGUUUAUUCCUUUUAAUGUUGUUGAGAUUUCAUUUCUCUUCUCCGCACUUGAUAUGGGAGUUGGGGGUGGAAUGGGAGGUUGUGCAUCCCAUUUCAGGGAGGUGAAUCUACGCAUAUGUAGAGGUUUUAGGGCUGGGAAGCUGAAAACCAAGAGGGCAAAGGUUCUAUUUGCCAUCUGGAUGUGUGGGUGGGUGGGGGCUUAAUGGACAAGGGACUGAGAGCUCUAACCUUGGGUUACUUGUCUCUCUUUGGGUGGAUUGGGGCCCUCUAGGGUUCUUUCUGCAUUCAGGUGUGGAUCUCCUGAAUCAAGUCAGAAUUCUUUUGGUGUACACAGGAUAAAUUUCAAACCCAAUCCAAGUCUGUUUAAACUGUCAUGGCAUCAGCGAGCUCCUUGGGAUGUUGAGUGCAGGUUGACUCUGCCAACCUGGAGCUCUCCAGAUGUUUAGGACUACAACUCUCACCAGCCCCCAGUCUAGCACAUGCUAGACUGUGUCAAGGCAAUUAUUUCCCCAAAUCUUUGAUACCCUGGAUUAAACUCAGAGACGGUCUCCAUUCUUACUUGCAAAGAGAUGCAUAUGUUUUCUCAAUCAGCUCCCAGAACAAGGGCAUGUCAGGAUUCUCCUUGUUCCUGUGGGAAUGCCCAGUUGGUACCAGUUCCUGGGCACCUCUUCCUCUCCUCCACCUUGCCAGAGCUCAGGGAUGGCACCAGGAUUUCCCGGCAACGGUCACGCUUCUGGGAUUCCUUGUGCAUCCUGUCAGCGGUAACACAGUCUGUAUCAGGGAAUCCAGGGACGUGUUUUCUCCCUUCCUUGGGAUGUGGCCCAAGCUUUCCAGGGUGUCUCUGCUCUGUGGGGCUGACCCAUCCAAAGCAGUGGCUUGACUCUCCGUCUCUUGACACCCAGUUUGCACAUUCUCCGGGCCCAAAGAGGCUCCCCAGCAACCUCCAAAAUCCUUGAUUCCUCCUUGAGGAAACGUCACGGGUGUACCUCCAGUUGGAAACAGGUUGAAAUGUCUAGCGCAGCCCUCGGGGGCACGUUUGGCACUGUGCUCAUUCGGGGAGCUGAGAAGACUUGGCUCUUCUGCCAACCCCCCUCCCAGCUUCCUUGUGCCUCAGUUUUCAGCCAAACGGGGCUCCUUACACCGACCCACGUCUGUAAAUGGCUGCCAGCGUGUUGGCGAUGAAUGUACUCUCUGUUCCUUCCUGCGGUUAGUCGUCUAGACGAAGCAAUAGUACUUGGAACAACACUUGAAAUGAAUCGCUUCCACCGGCAGCCUCCUCCGAGCGCUGUCCGGAGUGCUGAAAUGGCUCUUUUUCUCAGCGCCGAAAGGUGGGGCUGCUGCUGGGGCAGGCAGGAAGCCUUGGGGCCCAAGGCUGAGUCCAUGCCUAUGCUCAGCCCUCUUGAAGGAGCAUCUGUGCCACCUCUCCUCUUCGUGGCACAUCUGCUCCCAGCCCUGUGGCACACUUUGUGCUGCUGAGCUGAGCUCUGGUGACAUUUUUUUCACUGCCCUACAAUUUUUCACCAAUAAAAAAGGCAGUUCAGGUGCAAUUAAUGUGCAAUUAAUCCUCUCUUUCUACACACCCCUUCCAUUGUCUCCUUGGAUCCCUGGCCCAUGGUUUCCCAGUCUCCCCAUUUUCCUUGGCUCAAGGUUUGUGUAUGGGUAUCUAUCAGUCAGAACAACCUCUUGCUUCUCUCGCAGAUGUGAGCGAUUCAUUUUGCCAGAUGGCCACCUUAAGAGGAGCAUGGUGAAUGACAAGCCAGGCCCCCACAUUUCCUGUUUCCCCACCUCCAAAAAACUGGAUUAUUAGCAAAUCCUGUUUCCACGGUCCUCACUCUCUCUUGCACGUCUGGCUUGGCAAUUUGGGUAGAGCAGUUGCUGACCAUUGCAUUAGGAUGUUCAUGAACAUUCCGUGACAGCAGAACAUCUCAGCCAAUAACGACAGCUUCUGCUGUUGAUGGAUGUCAUGGGGAGAAGCUGCCGUUUGCAGGCAACAGUUCAUUUUCCAGGCUACAGCUGCCAAGCUUUGAACCCAGAUUUCCAGUUUUAAGCUGUGGAGGAGGCAUCAGUAUCCCCGGUAUAUUUUCUGCUGUGAAUCCCCACAUAUUUUUUCUUACAACCCUGUUCUCCUUGCCCAAGAAUGCCCAUGUCUGACAGGCAGCCCUCCAUGCUCUGAAACGAUGUUUCCUUACAGCGAGUCACACAAUUUUUCAAAUUUCAUUUAAUUUCUUUUCCACUUGUCUUUCUCUUCCAAUCGUGGUACAAGCACAAUGUUGCCCCCUGUGGCCAAAUGCACAAUUUGUUGGGUGGUGAAUGCCAGCCGUUACAGCUUUUCUGUGCUAAGUCCUGUAUGGACCAAUAGAAAUAGAUAGAUAUAAAAUAACGUAUACAUAAUGAUAAACAAAAGAACGACUGUAUUUAUUGUGUGUGUGUGUGUGUAAAUUGCAAAUAAUGUGUUCCACUUCUCAUGCCUUAAAUGCAACCCAUAGUCACGUCCCAUUCCCUUAAAGGGCUAGUUUUCCAUUGGAGGAAAAACUGUACUGGAAUCUAAGGGUUUGUGCUUGUUUCAGAUUGUUUCAAUGUAAGCCCCAAGGCAAAAUCGGUAUCACCUCCAGAGCUCAGAACAUAUUUAAGCUGCCCCUCCACCCCUCCUCAUCCCACCAUCUCAGACAACAAGGAACAAAAUAUUCAGUAUAUUUGGUUGUCUAGGAACUAGGGCAGUUAAAGAUGUUUGAACGCUGGCUUAUAUUUGUAUUAUUUAUUUAUUUAUUUAUAAUUUUGUUUUUGUGUAUUUAUUUAACUCAAUUUAUAUAACGCUUGAU